GAAAAGACUGACUGAAGUAAUCGAUUAUUCAGGUUUGACAGUGACUGCUGUGAAGGACUUUGGGGAGUGGAACUUGGAAGCUGGAGCACUGGUGCUUGCAGAUGGAGGCCUUUGUUGCAUUGACGAGUUCAACAGUAUCAAGGAACAUGACAGAACCAGUAUCCAUGAAGCAAUGGAACAGCAAACCAUCAGUGUUGCAAAGGCAGGCUUGGUGUGCAAGCUUAAUACAAGGACAACUAUCCUGGCAGCAACAAACCCAAAAGGCCAUUAUGACCCUAAUGAGUCUGUCUCUGUCAACAUAGCUCUUGGCAGUCCCCUGUUGAGCAGAUUUGACCUGGUCUUGGUAUUGUUAGAUACAAAGAACGAGGAAUGGGACCGCAUCAUUUCAUCCUUCAUCUUGCAAAAUAAGGGUUGCCCAAGCAAAUCAGAAAAGCUCUGGAGCAUGGAAAAGAUGAAAACCUACUUCUGCCUUAUAAAAAGCAUACAGCCAAAAUUGUCUGAUGAGAGCAACCUGAUCCUGGUACGCUACUAUCAAAUGCAGCGUCAGAGUGACUGCAGAAACGCUGCCAGGACUACCAUUCGCUUGUUAGAGAGUUUGAUACGCCUUGCAGAAGCUCAUGCCCGGUUGAUGUUUAGGGAUACCGUAACUUUGGAAGAUGCUGUAACCGUGGUAUCGGUGAUGGAAUCUUCUAUGCAGGGGGGUGCACUUCUUGGAGGCAUCAAUGCCUUACACACCUCAUUUCCAGAAAAUCCACUGGCGCAGUACCGAACACAGUGUGAACUCAUAUUGGAGCGACUGGAGCUGCAAGAUCUUCUGCAUAAAGAGCUACAAAGGCUUGACAGAUUACUAAAGGAGAAUUCAUGCCAGCUGCAGCCUGAAGAGACAAGUUUCAGUACUACUACAAGAUGCUUGAACAAGGAUACAUUUGAGCAGUCAAAGCAAAUAUCUCAGUCAGAACCUUCAAAUCAACAAGAGAAUAACUCCAGGCCACAGUCACCUCCACCCGAAGGCAUCUGUGAAGGGGUUAUACCUCUAGAAUCCUUACACAACCCAGCACAUGAUAAUAACAAAAAUACAAAACUCUCGAUUAAACAUAGUGAGAGAGGUGAUGAUGGCAGCCUGGCAUGGUUUGACAGCCUGGAAAAGAGCAACACUGAUGCUGAAGAAACUUCUGAGAAAAAGUCUCCAGUGACCAAGAUAUCUCCAAAUAACUUGACUUCAAAAACCCUGAGUAAAACAUCCUGUUCUGAAGAAAGAAGUGCUUCAAUACCAAGGAAGGGAAGCGGAAUGACAGAGUCACUAGCAACUGUGAAUCUGCGUGCUCCUUUGGAACAGGACAAAGUUUCCAAGAUAAGCAGGAAAAGAACUGAAGAACACAACUGUUUUUCUUCAGAAGCAAAUAUUCAAGACUCAGCAUCACCAAGUGCUAGUAUGCAGGCUUCAGUUAUUACACAACGGGUUUCUAAAAGGUGGCAGAGACUGCACACGGAGAAAUCACGUGGAUUUUUUACAAGUACACAGGACCCCGAGGCAAAGGCCCUUCCUUUGGCAUCACCUGUGUCUGGCCUGCCAGAUCUUUCAAGUGAUGCAGAUUCUGUGUUAGGGGAGGAAGAGAACGGUGUAUCUGUAGCAGCAAAAACUACAACAGUUUCCAUGAGAAAACGAGGUAAAGGUCAAGUAAUGAAGGAAACAAAGGUGGUAAGUUCCCAUGAGCCAGAAAUCCUUGACAGUGAAAGUCCUCCAGCAGCUAAACUAGCUAAAUUUUCUUUCAGACCAAGGACAAAACUUGAUCAUUCUUCAGAGGAGAAAAAUGAAGAAUUUUCUCUUUUGCAGAGUGAAACUAUUUUUAAGCCUGGAGAGCAGCUCCAGGGAGAGCAGCUGCCAGAAGAAUGCUGCCCCCCUGAGAAAUGCAAGAUGACAUUGACUCGCUUAGGAAAAAAGGGUUUGGAAAAACGAACAAUUGAUAAUAAAGAGAGAGAAGAGCAACAGAGUCAGGCCUUAGGCAAAGAGAUCAGAGGACGUGCAACAGUAUGCUCUGAUGUAAGUUUUGAUGCUGUGUCAUCUUCACCCACUGAAAAGAAAAGGGAGGGAGAGGAGAAGUUUGGUGGUCCAAGCACAGGGAAAGUGCGCUCCAGCACACUAGCCAAACUGUCAGCAUUCUCCUUUGCAUCACGUCCCGAGUCAAAAUUGGAAACCUCACCUACCGUUAAGAUUGACACUAGCAAGGAAAGCCACAGCCCAUUGCCAAAGCUGCACAUGAGCAAUCCUAGUAGAAGGAAGAGUUUUGCAUUGGGAAAUACUAGUAAAGCCAGUGUGGUGGCACAGAAAUCUCUCUUCUCGAUAGCAGAGCUAGAUGAUGCUACAUUAGAUUUUGAUUGGGACGAAGAGGUUAGAAAAAAUCCAAGCACGUAA
This is a messenger RNA of Tauraco erythrolophus (red-crested turaco), 2413 nucleotides long. The record is from RefSeq and is a predicted model, not a curated record. NCBI's taxonomy places the organism in Eukaryota, Metazoa, Chordata, Aves, Musophagiformes, Musophagidae.